GCCUCGGCGGCGGCGGGCGAAGCGGAAGAGACCACCCGGCUGCGCAAGCCGCGCUUCUCCUUCGAAGAGAACCAGAUCCUGAUCCGGGAGGUGCGCGCCCACUACCCGCAGCUCUAUGGCGCGCAGAGCCGUCGGGUGAGCGUGGCCGAGCGGCGGCGUGUGUGGGACGGCAUCGCCGCCAAGAUCAACGGCAUCACCAGCUGGAAGCGCACUGGCCAGGAGGUGCAGAAACGCUGGAACGACUUCAAGCGCCGCACCAAGGAGAAGCUGGCCCGGGUGCCGCACUCCACGCAGGGCGCCGGACCUGCCGCCGAGGACGCCUUAUCCGCCGAGGAGGAGACCAUUUUUGCCAUCCUCGGGCCGGGCGUGGCGGGGCCAGGAGCAGGUGCAGGGGCUGAGCAGCCCCCCGCAGCCACCGCCUCACAGCCGCCUGCCCCAAGCGCCUGUGCCCAACGCUGUGUGUUGUCCGAGGACCGCAGGGAAGACCGACGGGCAGAUACACCAGCCCACAGCAAGGGGGGCUCCAGCAGCCCAGAGCCCUGGGCCCGGCCCUCCUGCAACCCCCAGGAAGGGGGCUGCCCACCGCCCAAGGAGCGUGAGUCUUCGCCCCCGCCGGCCCUGCAGACCGUCCAGCUGCCCCGCCUGGCCUUGUCUCCACCACCCCCAGCCCCUCCACCUCCACCACCCCAGCAGGUCCAAGUGGCACCCUCGCCCCCCAGUCCCCUACCCCCUCCACUGCCUCCGCCCAUGCCCUCGGCCUCAGACUCCUCCCUGGACUUCCUGCGGGCGCAGCAGGAGACUGCCAACGCCAUCCGGGAGCUGGCCGGCACCCUGCGACAGGGACUGACCAAACUGAGCGAGGCCCUCAGCGCCUUGCUGCCCCUUCUGCCUUUUUUUCCCCCGCCCACCCCCAAGGUGGAGAUCACCCCAGAGCCCGUGUCUGUGGUGGCUGCUGUGGUGGAUCGGGCUAUGGUGGCAGCCAGGGGGGUGAUCAUCGCCCCUAGGAGUGAGGAGGGGGCCCCCCGGCCAUCCCCAGCCCCACUUCCUCCCCAUGACUCCCCCCCACACAAGAGGAGGAAAGGUUUUCCUACACGGAAGAGGCGGGGGCGGUGGAAAUCUCCGUGAAGUCUGCCAUGGGGUUCCAGCUUGUCUACUCGUCCGCCUGCACCUCCUCUCCCAGCUUCGCUCAGUGGAGGGGGGCCACGCACCUUGGCCACGCACCUUCCCCACGCCAGCCGUACCCUGGCUCCCUGCUGCAGGGGCACGAGCACCCCAUGCCCUCUACUAGUUAGUGCCUGAUUCGUGGGGGGCCUUCUGGAUGGGCCCCCCAGCCCUCUCUCCAGCACAGCGCUGUCUGCCUGGCUGCCUCCCUUAACCCUGACCUCUAAGCCAUCAAUUUUACGUUAUUUAUUAUCACCCUCUGUGGGUUGCAGAGGGGACCUUGCAGGUGUGCACACAGCCCCUUCCCUAACCACUCCUGGUCUUGACUUGAAGAGAAUCGACCUGUGGGGACUCCUUACCUCCCCAGCCCAGACUUUGGAGGGAGUUGGGGUUGCGAGUCAAAUCAGAAUGUGGAUGACUGUGAGGGUUCAGCCAUCUGCACCCCGGGGGAGAGGGGGCGCGUUCUUGCCGGGGAGGUAUCCGGGGGCCCUCUGCCUCCUGUCGCAGCCUCCGACCCCCAGAGCUCAACCCCUCCUUUCUCCUCAGUGGUGACAAGAUAUCAAUAAACUUAUUUUUAAUACAA
Messenger RNA from Pteropus alecto (black flying fox), 1744 nucleotides. RefSeq names its product Myb related transcription factor, partner of profilin (gene MYPOP). Gene Ontology annotation, cellular component: nucleus. Gene Ontology annotation, biological process: regulation of transcription by RNA polymerase II. The record is from RefSeq and is a predicted model, not a curated record. NCBI's taxonomy places the organism in Eukaryota, Metazoa, Chordata, Mammalia, Chiroptera, Pteropodidae. Gene Ontology annotation, molecular function: RNA polymerase II cis-regulatory region sequence-specific DNA binding; DNA-binding transcription factor activity, RNA polymerase II-specific.